Molecule: messenger RNA, 774 nt
Organism: Symbiodinium natans
Lineage: Eukaryota; Dinophyceae; Suessiales; Symbiodiniaceae
Source: the annotation of a GenBank genome assembly
AUGAAGAACCUGCUCCCCGGUGAGGGCGACCCCAACGCCGCGGGCGUUGGCGAGUCAAAGGACAAGAUGCUGAAGGUGGAGAAGAACAACGAAAACAGGAGCCUGAAGACCAACCGGCUCUUCCCAACACCCAACAAGCCUGACCCGAUGCCGCACAACUUGGCGUUCCUGUUUACGAAGAUCACGCCCGAGCAGAUGAUGUACAUGUGGAACGUGCUCACGUUCAUCUUUGUGGCCCAGUGCUCCAUGAUCGUCCUCUACGCCGGGGCGCUGGCAAUGCUGCCAGACAUGUGGUGGACUUGCACCCUCUGCUUCGGCAUCCCGUUCUCAUACGUGGCGAUUCAGCAGAUCUACAUUGACCACGAUGUGAUGCAUGGCGCAACCUUCCCUGUCUACGAGUUCCAGAAGUUCUUGACCCAUCCGUUCGCGGACUUCUUUUCCUUGCCUUGGGAGGAGUUCGUUCUGGAGCACAAUAGGCACCAUGCGUCAACUGUAGACCUGCUGAUCCAGGGCGAGUUUGGCUGGGACCCGGAGGAGUUCCACUACGCCCUGCAGCAGUGGGCUGGCCCCUGGAGCAGCAACUGGUACAAGUACCUCCUGACGGUUCCCUUCAUUCCGAUCAUUCACUUCUUUGGCCUCAACGACACCGGCUCCCUCUUCGCCCUGGAGUGGUGGAUGCACUUCCCGGAUGAGGGCGCCGGCGGCAAGUGCAACAAGGAGUUCUGGUCCAAGCCGCAUGGCCCAAGCUCGUUCAGAGACUUUGCCGACGGAUAG